Molecule: messenger RNA, 1873 nt
Organism: Malaya genurostris
Lineage: Eukaryota; Metazoa; Arthropoda; Insecta; Diptera; Culicidae
Gene: Aduk
Product: serine/threonine-protein kinase ULK3
Exons: 2
Coding region: 220-1695 (491 amino acids)
Biological process (GO): autophagy; autophagosome organization; protein autophosphorylation
Cellular component (GO): autophagosome; cytoplasm
Molecular function (GO): ATP binding; protein serine/threonine kinase activity
Source: RefSeq, a predicted model, not a curated record
CGUGCAAGCGAAAAAUACGAUAGCAACAAAGAAAAUGUGACCAAAACAAAAAUGCUAAUAUCAUAUAAAACAUUCAAUGACAAGAUGGAGACAGAAUAAAUUAAAUUUUCUCUUGUUGGAAUGUGAGCCUGCCGAAUACGAUCAGCGCAAAUGUUUCUCAAACGGUAAAAAACCGAUAGCGAUCUCGAAGCAUUCCGACAUUUUACCUGAUCAGCGAAAAUGGCUUCGAAACCGGAUAUCAACGAAUACCAAAUGCUGGAACGAAUCGGAAGUGGAACCUACGCCACCGUAUUUCGAGCCAUGAAAAAGGCGACUAAGGAAAUUCUCGCAAUUAAAUGUGUGGAAAAGAUAUCACUGUCGAAAUCGGCCGUCGACAACAUCAUAACGGAGAUUAGUCUGUUGAAAAAGCUGAAACAUCCGCACAUCGUGGAAAUGAAAGAUUUCCUGUGGGAUGAUCGUUUUAUCUACAUCGUAAUGGAAUUCUGCAGCGGAGGCAGUUUGUCCGAGUAUAUUCGUCAGAAGCGUAAGCUGAAUGAAAAUACUUGUCGAAUUUUCCUUAGACAGUUAGCGCAGGCACUGAAAUAUAUGCGGGAGAACGAUGUGAGUCACUUUGAUUUGAAGCCACAGAAUCUGCUGCUGAUGAGGGGUAUGGGUGCCAGCAGCGGUGGCGGGAUUUCAUUGAAAGUUGCGGAUUUCGGGUUUGCUCAACAUUUGAAAUUGGGUCAGGAGAACACUUCGAUUAAAGGAUCACCACUCUAUAUGGCACCGGAAAUCCUGUUGAAACACUGCUAUGAUGCAACGGCAGAUUUGUGGAGCAUUGGGAUUAUUCUGUACGAGUGCCUUUUCGGAAAGGCUCCCUACAGUUCACAGUCUCUGCAAGAGCUGUUGGAAAAGAUUCGUAACAACCGGCGAAUAGAGAUCCCUAAAACCCAGUAUAUUUCUGCCGAAUGCGAAGACCUUCUAUGUCGGCUACUUCAGCGAUCGCCAAACGAUCGAAUAUCGUUUGAUGAUUUUUUCAAACAUGCCUUCAUCGAUUUGGAUCAUGCACCGUCGGAGGACAAUUUGGAGAAGGCCAUUGCACUGAUCAACCAAGCCAUCGAUCUAGAUCAGGAACAAAACUACGACGCGGCAUAUCGGCAGUACUGUCGCGGAUUGCAAUAUUUUGUUCCGAUUAUUCAAGCCGAAACCAGUCCAACCAAGAAGCAAAUCCUUCGGAAGCGGGUGCAAUCCUAUCUGAAUCGAGCUGAGGAAAUCAAACAUUCCUUUCGUGCGGAAGAGGAACCGGUCCCAACGCAAAUUGCGUCGACCUCGAGACCCGUGGAGUCACGAAAAACUUCAUCUCGCUCGGAGAUGAUUCAACGUGCCCUGGAACCGUCAGACCUUUACAAAGAGCUAUACACAUUGGCCGGUUCUAGUCCAGAACUUAAAUCCGCCCUUGAGAUUGGUCGUCAGGCCGAACUUUACGCCUUGGAAAACCGGCUCGAUGUGGCGCUGGAAUCGUACAAAACCGUACUGGGAGCCUUGAUGCCUUUAUUAACAGCGGAACCCCGGAGUUCCAAACGUCGAGAACUUCUUCAUCAGCAAAUCAAACGCUGGAUGGAGGAAGCGGAACAUAUUAAAACGGUUCGAUCGGCUCAAAUCCUUGACGAAAUGGAAAACGGCAGUGCCGUUGGUUACAAUUGCUGUGUGCAGUGAUGGGACCCUGUGACACUUAAUAGACUGCUUAAUUGCUAUGAAAAUGCAUCCACAUUACUGCGUAAAUUCAUUCAUUCUCGGCGUGACAGCUUUGCAGUACUGUAUUAAAUAUCGAUUUCUCGUAGAAGUAAGAUAUGCGUUAUUAUCUAAUAAACUACUUUAUUUACAAUAUUUAUAA